Molecule: messenger RNA, 1329 nt
Organism: Helianthus annuus (common sunflower)
Lineage: Eukaryota; Viridiplantae; Streptophyta; Magnoliopsida; Asterales; Asteraceae
Exons: 1
Coding region: 1-1329 (442 amino acids)
Molecular function (GO): RNA-DNA hybrid ribonuclease activity; nucleic acid binding
Source: RefSeq, a predicted model, not a curated record
AUGCGCAAUUGUGCCAAGAAGAGCCAUUUUCAAUGGACGCCAGAAGCGGAGAAAUCCUUCAAACAAAUGAAGGAAUGUCUGAUCCAGUUACCAACUUUAACAGCGCCACGAGAGGAAGAACCACUAAUCUUAUAUCUGUUAGCAGCAGAAGUAGCGGUUGGCACGGUGUUAAUGGUAGAAAGAGAUGGCGUCCAAACUCCGAUAUACUACAUUAGCAAGAUGUUAACUGGCCCAGAGACACGCUACUCUAUGAUAGAAAAGCUCGUCCUCGCACUGGUACAUGCAUCACGAAGGCUACGCUGGUAUUUCUCUGGCCAUGUUAUUACAGUACUCACUAAUUAUCACCUAGGUCAAAUCCUGUCUAAACUCGACGUCGCGGGGCGAUUGGCCAAAUGGGCCAUCGAGCUAGGAGGAUACAAUAUCCUAUACAAACCUCGACCGGCAAUCAAAGGGCAAGUAUUAGCGGACUUCGCCACCAAAGUUCCCGUAGACAAAAUACAAGAAUGUGAGGCAAUCCAAAACCCUAUUCCAGUCUUCGAGGAUAGGGUUUUGACGUUGCACACAGACGGAGCUUCCAAUGACGACGGUGCAGGCGCAAGUCUUCGAUUGGUUAGCCCAGAUGAUCACGAGCUCACAUACGCAAUACGCCUAGAUUUCAAGAGUACAAACAACGAGGCAGAAUACGAAGCAUUUCUUGCGGGCCUCCGUUUGGCACUUAAAAUGGGAGCAAAAAACCUCGAAGCUCACAUCGAUUCAAAGCUAGUGGCUGAACAAGUUAAUGGUCAUUACGAUGCUAAGGGCGAAGCCAUGGCUUUAUAUCUGGAGCAAGCACGAAUGCCUAUCAGCCAGUUCCAAACUUUCAAGAGAGUUCAUAUAAACAGAAGUGAAAAUAAACAUGCGGACGCACUGAGCAAACUGGCCGCCACCAGUUUCAAACAUCUAGCAAAAGAAGUACGCAUCGAGGUAUUAUCCAAUCCAUCCGUCCCUCUAAAGCAAGUAAACAUCGUCGAGAUGUCCCCGAUCAUCAUGUACUUGCAGCAUGGCAAACUUCCAGAAGAAAAAGCAGAAGCUAGGAAGAUCCAGAACAAAGCGCUGAACUACGAAAUGGCAGACGGUAUCUUAUACCAGAAAUCAUUUAUGGGUCCGCUCCUACGCUGUGUCGACAAAACAGAUGCGCAGUACAUGGUCAGAGAAAUUCAUAAAGGAUUAUGUGGGAUUCAUGCCGGACCACGCAUGGUAGUGGCAAAGAUCAUGAAUGCAGUCUUGUUUCCUUUUAUUUUUUUCACCAACUCUUCACGUCUUUCACUCUUUAACUCCACCAGCUUCUAG